Molecule: messenger RNA, 1092 nt
Organism: Diplodia corticola
Lineage: Eukaryota; Fungi; Ascomycota; Dothideomycetes; Botryosphaeriales; Botryosphaeriaceae
Product: urease accessory protein
Exons: 1
Coding region: 1-1092 (363 amino acids)
Molecular function (GO): nickel cation binding
Source: RefSeq, a predicted model, not a curated record
AUGAACAACCCUUUCGCGCCCUCGACCUCGCAACCCGGCCACGGCUCCAUCGUGCUCUCACUCCUCCCACCCUCGACGCCGGUGCUCCGCACCGUGACAUACCAGUACCCGCUCAAGCUGAUCGCGCCGGAGCCGGUCGCAAUCGCGCCAAACUCGCCGCUGGCGGACGAGCCGCGCACGCAGCACGUCGUGCACACCGUCUUCGUGCUGACCUACGGCGGCGGCCUCGUCGCCGGCGACGCCGUCACGCUGCGCGUCACGCUCGCGCCCGCCACCCGCCUCUGCCUGCUCACGCAGGGCAGCACCAAGAUCUUCAAGGCGCCGUCCCCCGAGCGCCGCCUCCGCUCCGGCCAGACCACUGACGUGCGCGUCGCGCCCGGCGCCGCCCUGUGCUUCCUGCCCGACCCCGUCCAACCGUUCGCCGACAGCGGCUUCGUGCAGAAGCAGCGGUACGUCGUGCUGCUGCCGCGGCCGGGCGAGGGAGAGGGGUCGGCGCCUGGCAGUCUGUGUGUGCUGGACUGGGUCAGCGAGGGUCGGUCCGCCCGCGGCGAGCAUUGGGAUUGCUUCGAGUAUACGAGUCGGAAUGAGGUGUGGCUGGCGCCGCCAGAGGCGGAGCUUGAGCCGAAGGACUGGGAUGGUGCUGAGACGGGUCGUCUGUUGUUGAGGGAUAACGUGAUCUUAAACAAUGAGAGUGGGGAGGGAGCGGCUGCAGCGGGGACCAUCGUUGGGCGUAUGGACGAACUUGCGGCGUUUGGGACACUAAUAUUAUAUGGGGCACAAUUUGAAUUGCUCGGGAGAUUUUUCCUGGAUGAGUUCCAGGCCAUGCCGAGGAUUGGCGCAAAGAAGUGGCACACCGCGACUACGGAUGAGCACCAAGAGUUAACGCCACAAGAGUUGUGGAGGACAGAGAGACUGCAGCAAGAGGUGGAUAACGGGGUAGUGUGGACAGCGGCAGCCGUUCGCGGGGCAGUCCUGGUCAAGUUUGGAUCAAAAAGCGUCGAGGGAGCACGAAGGUGGCUAGGCAGCAUGAUCAAAAGUGAGGGCACCGUGGAAAGGAACUUCGGAGAAAGAGCUGUGUUGUGUUUGAAAUGA